This is a messenger RNA of Durotheca rogersii, 2789 nucleotides long. RefSeq lists its product as uncharacterized. The record is from RefSeq and is a predicted model, not a curated record. The transcript has a single exon. NCBI's taxonomy places the organism in Eukaryota, Fungi, Ascomycota, Sordariomycetes, Xylariales, Xylariaceae. Bases 148 to 2565 code for a protein of 805 amino acids.
GCAGCGGGUGUGUUGCCAUCCAUGUCGCAGCGUUCUAUUGAUUCGUAAUUUGUUCUCGUCCGUUCCUGUUUGCCGUCCUUGAUUGUUUCCAGCUCUGCGUUUGCGUCUCGUGCCUCAGCCAGCGAUCCCGGAACGACGCCCUACAUUAUGGCACUCGGAGACGAGGAACCGAUGGGCGAUGCCCCACCGUUGAUUCCCGUACCAACUUCACCACCCGCUGCCUCUAUAGCGCCGAUGUCCUCGCCCGGAGCGAAGCCUCGCCGCCGGUUUGCCCCGCAGCUCGUCGAGCAGAGCGCGAAGACGUCGUCGGGCAAUAGGACGCAGCAACUCGCCCAGAGCAAUAAGCUCUCGGCAUUGACGCCGCCCAUUUCCACUACCAAUUCGACUAGGAGACCCACGAGAGAUGUGUCAGUCCAGGUGGACGUAGAUAUGACAGAUGCUCCCCCUCCGCCCCUCUCCAAGCCCGCCCGACGCUUCGCACCUGUCCCGAUCGAGACAACCUUCGACUCGUACAGAGUGAGCAACAACAGAAAAUAUCCCAUCGGCCCAGCCGCCGAGCUGACUCCGGAUCCCUCGCCGACAUCCCCCCAAGCACCCCCACUAUUUGAGAAUGAGAAGCAGAAUGAAGAACCGCAGAAGCCGCGAAGGAAGUUCGCGCCGCAGUUAAUCGAGACAACCCGACGAUCCAAGAAGGCCAACCAGCCCGGGCCCGCCACGAGGCCCGUAGAUAAGACGGACAUAACGCCGGGCACUAACCACAUAUAUGCCCCGAAACCGAAGCGGAAACCUGGUCCUCGCACUUCUGCUGCCGGCCCCGCACAGGCCACCAGCGAUAACGACGGGUUCCUGACUCCGCGUCGGCAGCAGUCUAUGAAGCCGCACCCGAACACUCGGCGGAGCACGCGGCAUUCCUACGCCCCCGAGCUCGACACCAUACUCUCGUCCGAAUCGGAAAAAUCGGUUGAUGAUGAGGGAGAAGAGGAAGAGGCACCGGGCCUCUGUAUCGGGACUCCGGCCCUGUCCAUCGGGACUCCGACCCUCUCUAUCGGGGCUCCCGACCCGGACGACAACGACGACGAAGGCAAUUCGUGGAAUAGUAGGAAAUACCACUCACGUGAUAGACGAGAAUCUUGCGACGAGGAAUUCUCGGGCUACCUGCUUGCCGUAGCCGCUAGGGAAGCGCACAGGCAGCGUGAGCUGGAGGCGGCCAUGGCAGCGUUCCCCAACGGCGUACGACCUCAGGGGGUGGAACAUUUCGUUGUUAGAGACAACUCAGAAGAUGACGACCCGUACGACGAGCGGUUGAGGCACGGAACGUCACGGCUUCUCCGCCGCAAGGAGUCCGAGCCAGGCUGGGCAGUCAAGGAAAUGCGAGCACACGCUGAAAAGCUAGCUCGGGUGAGGCAGGACGAGGUGAUUGUCGACGACGAGCUAGAUCACAUGGACAUAGCGCCUCCGCCGGAAGAUCCGUUAUGGACGACAACUACGUUCCGGACGUCCCUCGACGAAACUAUGAGGGACGCCCCAAGUCCAAACCUGUCCGCUUCCUCGCCGGCCUUACUAGCUCGGAUGGAUUCACAUCCUAGGGGGCAGGACAGGCCCUUUACGCCUUCUCCGCGGCUCGGGCCCGAGACCGGACUACGCGCAAGUCCUUUCGGGAUUCCGUUCGGCAUCCGCAGCGGGGAGCCGGAGGACCCUCAGAUGCGCAAGAUGCGCAUGGCGGCCGCGCCACCCAUGCUCGGAGGUGAUCUUGAAUUCCGGCUGUGCCCCAGUCCAAAGCAUACACGUAUGGAGCCGAGCCAGCGGUACUGCGCCGCCGAUAAACCUGAGGAGCCGCGACGGGACGUUACCGGAGGGUCCGGUCUCUGGCGUGGAUACUGCUCUGCUAAGACGAACUGCACCGUAGAAAACGCCCAACCAGGACCAAAUCUUCUCAUGACGCCGAAGGAGCCGAAUUUCCCGGCCGACCCAUUCUCUGCUGCAUUUACGGCGUCUAUGAGCAUUAGCGGCGUCAUGACCGCCACGCAGUCGUCGGGGACGACGUCCCCAACGAACCGCCACAGCCUGUCCAAGGGCCUCUACAUACUCUCGGGACUUGACGAGCGGUUGAAGAAGGAGAAGGCACGAAAGGAACUCGAAGAGCGCAUCGCGGCCGAGUUCGACGACAGCUUCGUCACGCAGGUGUACAACUACAUCAGCCUGGGCUAUCCCACAACGGCGCGUGCCUUCGACGAGGAACUCAGCAAGAUCAGCGGCAUCGACAUCGAGGAGCUGCGUAAGGACGACAACCUCAAAGUUGAGAAGGGGUUCAUGCUGCACAUGGAGAUGAGCAUCCACAGGGACCGUUCGUCGUCGGAUUCGGACUUUAGCGAGGACACACAGCUACGCACGCCCGAGGAGGACGAGAGAAGGGCCCGCCGCCGGAGGCAGCCGAAGCCGCCGCGGUGGAUCGCGCUAAAGCUGUACAUCCGCGAGUGGGCUCGUCAACAUCCCGACCUGAACGACAGCGGGACCGCAGAGAUGGCCUGGGGCGUCCGGGCCCGGAGAGGAAGCUGGGCCAUUUAGAGGUGGUGCGGGUGUAUUAAAAUUUCCAGCUACACAGCCCUGGGGGGAUCUCUGUCUCCCACGGCUGAGGACGAGGGGGUACUAGACAAAAAAGAAAAACACGUAGAUGUCACGAAAAAUAUAGCUGGGGGGGUGAGAGAGGCUUGCACUUGGUAAGGACAUACAACACCCGUCCGGGACGACGGUUUCCGGUGUUCCUGUUAUUUAUUACGCCGCUCGUAGUG